AAUUAAACAUACAAAUUUAAGCUAUAGUGACCACAACUACUACUAGCUACUACACCAAUGGCAGCCACCAAGAGCAUCACAAAAAUGGCUGCCACACUCCUCCUUGUCCUAGUGGCUCUGGCGGCGGUUCCGGGCACGGAGGCGCAGGCCCCGGCGGAGUCUCCGGUGCCGGUGCCGGCGGGAACAUUUGAGUGUGUGAAUGAGCUGAUAAACAUGUCGGACUGCCUGACAUUUGUGGAGGCAGGGAGCAAAUUGAGUGAGCCGGAGAAGGCUUGCUGCCCGGAACUCGCCGGAAUGGUGGAGACGAAGCCGGUUUGCUUGUGCCAGCUUUUGGCUGACCCGGAGAAUGUGAUCGGAAUCAAAAUUGAACUCAAAAAAGCUCUCAACCUCCCUUCCUUCUGCAAACUUAAUACGCCUUCUACUAGCUUGUGCUCAGCAAUUGGUAUCCCAGUUGGGGCUCCUACUGCAGGUAAGUUUCCUUCAAGUCCAGGAGGUGGGAACCCACAUGAUGAUAGUGCAGCUAUAAGAUCAUCAGUAGCAUUAUUCUUGCAGAAGAGUUCCCUUCUUGGAUUGGCAAUUAUGGGUUUUGCAGCUCUAUUCUGAUAUAUACAUCCAAUUUAACUAAUUAUGCACGUACUAUAUAUAUCAUGUAUGUAUGUUCUGCAUUUCAAUUUCAUUGAUUGUUGUAUACUAUAUAUAUAUGUUCUAGUUUAUAGCUUUUGAUUAUUUUUCUUUUUUGACAA
Messenger RNA from Ipomoea nil (Japanese morning glory), 743 nucleotides. RefSeq names its product non-specific lipid transfer protein GPI-anchored 2-like. NCBI's taxonomy places the organism in Eukaryota, Viridiplantae, Streptophyta, Magnoliopsida, Solanales, Convolvulaceae. The coding region runs from base 58 to 603 and encodes 181 amino acids. The record is from RefSeq and is a predicted model, not a curated record. The transcript is spliced from 3 exons.